AUGGGCCCAAGGAGAUCACAUCGCAAGUCGCGCAAUGGCUGUCCACAAUGUAAAGCGCGAAGACUAAAGUGCGAUGAACAAUAUCCAUGUGCCAACUGUGUCAAACAUGCCAUUCAAUGCUCCUAUGUUGAGCGAGGCGUAUCGACCCCGGCUGAGAGUCCAGCUACUCAGUCAGGGUCACCGGUACUGUCUUAUGGGCCUUCGCCAUUGAGUGCAGAGUCAUAUCCGGCAACUCCCGUUGGGGACCCAAGGACUCUGGGUCACGAACAGCGUAAGUCAGAGAGUAGAUCUGAUCUACUGCAAUUUCUGUCCGACUCGCCAGCUGAAAUCCCGGCUUUGAAUACGGAUGACUGGGCAUCGGAUCUUGAACUCAUGCACCAUUACUGCACUGUGACAUGCAACACUCUGACAAUCCGCGAAGACUCACGGCAUGUCUGGCGCACUGUUCUCCCAAUGGAGGGAUAUUCCAAUAAAUAUUUGAUGCACGGAAUACUGGCUUUGGCUGCUUUGCACCGCUGCUAUCUCUUCCCAACCCAGAAAGAAAAGAAUCUCAAGGCAUCUGCCUACCACCAGGCAGUUGGGCUAAAAGAAUUCCGGGAGCUCAUUUCCUCCCCAAUCAACCCUAGCAACUGGCAGCCCGUUUUCUGUUUUGCUUCUAUGAUUAUGGUAUGCAUCUGUGCCUCGCCGAUCCGACUGGGGGCGGAUCGCUGGCCUGCUCCGAUAUCGAAUAUGGUGGAGCUCUUUUCCGUCGUCAAGGGAUUGCAGACAAUCAUGGAGCCAUGGCUACGCUCUCUUCGGAGAACCCAGCUCGCACCACUUGUCAACAGCGUCUGGAUUGAAGAUGAAAUGCUUAUUCCAAGUCCAGGGACUAUGCAACAGUCUCUUCUUCCUCCUGACAUCCAGGCUCGGAUAUCGCAACUCCAUCAGUUUAUUGAUGAUUAUCCAUUCCCUCACAUACAACCCCAGUCCCACCAGAACUUGAGCGCCUCGGAUGAGUUACCGCGUCCUUUCGAUUACCGAGCAGACUACAAACACGCAAUGAAGUACUUUGAGAACUCGACUCGUCAGAUGGAGCUUGCAGGACCCCAUGUGGAGGUGGGAAUGGUCCUAAUGUGGGCAUACUCACUUUCCAAACAAUUCCAAGCUGACCUGGAAGCAUCCCAUCCUGCAGCUCUGGUCCUGCUGAGUCAUUGGUGUGUGCUGCUGCGUAUUGUUGACGAUUCCUGGUUUAUCAAAGGCACUUCGCUUCAAUUACUGGAGGAGAUUGAGAAUAAGAUCAACCCCGGCUUUCGGGAGUGGCUGGUAUGGCCGAGAAAAUGGGUCUUUGGCAAAUGA
Messenger RNA from Penicillium hordei, 1335 nucleotides. Its product is annotated as Zn(II)2Cys6 transcription factor domain-containing protein. The transcript is spliced from 3 exons. The record is from RefSeq and is a predicted model, not a curated record. Gene Ontology annotation, biological process: regulation of transcription by RNA polymerase II. Gene Ontology annotation, molecular function: DNA-binding transcription activator activity, RNA polymerase II-specific; zinc ion binding. Lineage: Eukaryota; Fungi; Ascomycota; Eurotiomycetes; Eurotiales; Aspergillaceae. The coding region runs from base 1 to 1335 and encodes 444 amino acids.